Messenger RNA from Crotalus tigris (Tiger rattlesnake), 1436 nucleotides. RefSeq names its product glyoxal reductase-like. Gene Ontology annotation, molecular function: oxidoreductase activity. The transcript is spliced from 2 exons. The coding region runs from base 34 to 933 and encodes 299 amino acids. NCBI's taxonomy places the organism in Eukaryota, Metazoa, Chordata, Lepidosauria, Squamata, Viperidae. The record is from RefSeq and is a predicted model, not a curated record.
UCUGGUCCCGCCUCCUCCCCUUGUUGAUCAGCCAUGCAGUCAACCGAGCGGGCCCUUCCUGUGUCUUGGGUCCCAGAACGGACCGUCUGGUUAAACACCGGCGCCCCCAUGCCACUUCUGGGCCUCGGCACCUUUCGUCUCAAGGGGGACGAGGCCGUCUGGGCCAGCCUGGAUGCGGCCCUGGAGAACGGCUACCGCUUGGUGGACACGGCUGCCGUCUACGGCAACGAAGCUGCGCUCGGGCGGGCCCUGAAGGAUUUGCUGCCUCGCCACCAUCUUGCUCGCGAGGACGUUUUUCUGACCAGCAAGCUGAGCCCGAGAGACCACGGAGAGGAAGCUGCCCACAAGGCUUGCCUCCACAGCUUGCAACAGCUAGACUCUGAUUACCUGGAUCUGUACCUGAUCCACUGGCCGGGGACUCAAGGCCAGCCUCAGGACGACGCUGGGAACCCGGAACGUCGCCUGCAGAGUUGGCGCGCCCUGGAGCGCUUGCACGAAGCCGGCAAGCUCCGGGCGAUUGGCGUCUCCAACUACACCGUCCGUCACCUUCAGGAACUGCUGGACAACUGCCGGGUGACGCCUGCCGUGCUGCAGGUGGAAUUCCACCCCGAACUCGCCCAGACGGAGCUGCUGGAAUUUUGCACCCGGAAGGGCAUCCAUUUGCAAGCUUAUUCCUCGCUGGGGACCGGACCGCUGGUAGAGCAUCCCGAAAUACGGGCCGUAGCCCAGCGGCGUGGUCGCACGGGCGCCCAGGUUUUGCUGCGCUGGGCUCUGCACCAAGGCGUCAGCGUGAUUCCCAAGUCGGCGUCGCCACACCGUGUGGCUGAAAAUGGCCAGCUGUGGUCGUGGGACUUGAGUCCAGCCGACAUGGAACAACUACGACAUCUGGAUUCCGGGAAACGGUACUGCUGGGAUCCCACUGGGGUCGUGUAAGAAGCCAGCUUCCACCGGGAUUCCUCCAACUCUUGAGAAGGUCACCCUGUUCACGAAGUUGAUUUCCCAUUUCGACGCUUGUUGUCUUAUCAAGUCCCAAUGCUGGUGGUUUUAAUUGUUGGUUGAGUGCCUUACCAAAAACUUGAGUCAUUUAGGGCUGAGUCAACCCUAAAUUAGCCAGGUUUAGGAAUGUCAGGCUAUUUUAGUUGCUCGUUUCGGGGGGGGGGGAUCCCAGCCUCCCAGCCAGCUGUGAGAUUGUGGGGUGAAAAAACUGGAAAAAGGCCAAUGAGAAGCCAGAAAUAACAACCUUUAUAUAUACAUUUUUCUUUAGGAAUUGGACAAAUAAACAGCAACGAUACAGAGGGUGAACAUGAGAGAGAGAAAAAAUCCAAUGGUGGUUUUUUUUGGCCUUGUUAAAAUAAAAUCCAGGUAAAUUUGCUUGGUUUUGUAGAAAGAAGAAGAUGGAGAUUCUGGAAAAUUGGGGGGUGUUGGAUACUGAGAAG